CGCGGGCUGAAGGCCUUGGCGACCUUCAGCCUCCUCAUCCUUCAAAAUGUGUAGCCCUAUUCCAGUUCUCGUCUUCCCUUCUCUUCUCUCCCUUUUCAGACAUCUACUUUAGUCUGCUCGAGUUGGGACUGGUCCCAUCUCUUCGUCGAGCUUUUCAUUCAAAGCACCCUUUGGCCAGCGUAGCAGCUUCUGCCUCACCGUUGACAGAUCCAAGCCCUUCGUCGCUAAGCCUGUCAUCACCUCAACUUUCGAUAAUGGAACGGGUGCCCCGCCGUGGCUGUGGGUGUUGCGAGCACUGCCAAUGCCUUGGCUUCUGCGUUUCGCGCUCCAACCUACCACCGCUCGAUACGAGUCCCAAUGCUCUGCAGCUGCAGUUGACGUUGCAGCAGACCAACAGUUCCAAUACGUCGCCCCGUCGUGGACCUGGAGAGGAUCUGCUCGAAAAGCUCCAGCGAGGUGUCCAUCCGCACGACCUCAUUGGAAAGUCCAACACGGCGGCCGCCGCAGGUGGGCAGCAACAGCAGCAACAACAAGUGCAACAGCAACAGCAGCAGCAGCAGCAACCCACGCCUUUCGGUUCACUUACCGUAACUUCACGCCACGAUGAGGACGGCCGCGUGAGCAAAGAGAUCCCCGCUCGUCCAAAGGGCAUCGCGGCUUGGGAGGAAGAGACUCGGUCGCACAGCCGCCAGCAGUACCGACGCCACGAGAGGAGACCCAGCGAGACGGGUCCCACGAUGGAGGCACCUUUCAGCGCCUCGUCUCCCACGGUCGAUGACCGCACGCUCCUGGCGCCCCGUCGCAGUGGAGGUGGGACGCGCAGCAGGCAGGCCUCUGACGACAAUUUGCACCUCGUCGUUGGAGAAGCGCUCAGCAGGGGACGCUCGAUCAAGGAACAAGUGAGCCGACGCGUCGACCGCAAGCUGGAAGAAGGCAUGCAGAUUGGCGGCUACACUUUGAGUAGGACGAAAUCGGCCACGGCUGAGGACCAGAUCGGUUUAAGCGCGCCCGUUCCACGAGCAAGGAGCGCAAGCCGUCAGCGUCAGCGCCAAGGAAGCACUACGGAGCGUGAGGACGCCCAGAAGCAGGCUGAGGUCAUCGAAGAGAUGAGGCGCCGACAAGAGAGACAAGAGAAGAUGGCCAGCCGUAGGAUCACUCGGGACGACCUGUUGCAGGCUCUCCGAAAGACGGCUGCCGAGCGCGAACGUGAAGAAGAGAGGGAGAGGCAGAAGGAAAUGGAAGAAGAAGUUCGCCGUCUGCAUGAUCGCAGGAUGGUUGCCGCGGCCGAGCAGCACCAGCAACUCCAACACCAACAAAGGCAGCAACUGGAAAAGGAGCAGCACCGCCGGCUCUAUCUUCAGCAACAGCAGCCAAUAGGCAAUUCGACUUUGUUUGUUUCGCAUCUCAAGGAGACGAACUCUUGCACGAUUCUCUUUGCAAGAAGCGAGGGUGAAAUGGGCACCGUGGCAUAUCGCCUCGUUGGAGCGGCGCAGUACGGAGACAACAAGGGCGAAGACUGGGUGCUGAAUAGCCUCGAACGCGGCACAAAAGUCAAGGGAAAGCUCUACUUAGGUCUUGGCAGGAACGGGCCCGUGUUGUAUGAGCUUGAACCGCGACGGAAGAGCGGCGUUGAUGGCUGGCUCAUCAAGGGCGCAAAGGGAUACGAGGACAAGUUUGCCACCAGGACGCAUUACGGGGAUCACGAUGACUACAAGAAUCUCUACUUUCGCUCACCGCAAGGCAAAGCAUACAAGUGGUUCACCGAUGUUCAGGCACAGAACAAGGUAAUGCGCGUCUUUGGUCGAAGCUCCGACGAACACGGGACCCUCUUCGCGCAAGCUACCUUCAACGUAUCUUCAACUGCCGCCUCGCACCACAAAAAGAGACAUCAUCACAAUCACUCCCAGCAUCAGCUGCAUGCUAAUGGCGGCCAGGGUGGAGGAGAGUCAGCCAUCUUGACGUGCCUGCUUCCUACGUCUCCUUCUUUGGCAAACGGCGGGACUCUCGCAGGCAAGAGUACGAGCCUUGACGAAGCCCUCGUGUGUGCAACGUGGUGGUGCGCCCGUCAGACGUGGGACGAGAGCCGCGUCGUCGAGGCACACAAAGAGGUCCGUCUGAUUGAGGAAAUCGAAAAAGCCUUUGAGGUCGAUCUUCUCGGCGCUGCUUGA
Molecule: messenger RNA, 2168 nt
Organism: Acaromyces ingoldii
Lineage: Eukaryota; Fungi; Basidiomycota; Exobasidiomycetes; Exobasidiales; Cryptobasidiaceae
Exons: 4
Coding region: 255-2168 (637 amino acids)
Source: RefSeq, a predicted model, not a curated record